This is a messenger RNA of Momordica charantia (bitter melon), 662 nucleotides long. RefSeq names its product large ribosomal subunit protein eL32z. NCBI's taxonomy places the organism in Eukaryota, Viridiplantae, Streptophyta, Magnoliopsida, Cucurbitales, Cucurbitaceae. The record is from RefSeq and is a predicted model, not a curated record. Gene Ontology annotation, cellular component: cytosolic large ribosomal subunit; ribosome. Gene Ontology annotation, molecular function: structural constituent of ribosome. Gene Ontology annotation, biological process: translation.
UGCCGCAUCCCUGCACCACUUAUAUGACGACCAACCAAAAUUUUUGAAGUUCGAGUUCGGCGGCUUUUGGGAACCAAGCUCCGAUUCCGAUUGCCGAGUUUGUAGGAACUGAGAAAACAUGGCGGUGCCGUUGCUGACGAAGAAGAUCGUUAAGAAGCGGGUAAAGCAGUUCAAGAGGCCCCAGAGCGACCGCAAGAUCUCUGUCAAAACAAACUGGCGUAGACCAAAGGGUAUUGAUUCUCGGGUCAGAAGAAAGUUCAAAGGAUGCACUUUGAUGCCAAACGUUGGGUAUGGCACAGACAAGAAGACCCGUCAUUACCUUCCUAAUGGCUUCAAGAAGUUUGUUGUGCACAAUGUCAAGGAGCUUGAACUGUUGAUGAUGCACAAUAGGACUUACUGUGCUGAGAUUGCACAUGAUGUGUCCACUAGAAAGAGGAAGGAGAUUGUGGAGAGAGCUGCCCAGCUCGAUGUAGUUGUCACCAACAAGCUUGCUAGGUUGCGCAGCCAGGAGGAUGAAUGAUCCUAAAUUCUCUUUUUGUUUUCUUAGUGUUAUCUUUUUAUUACCAUCUCAUGAAUUCGACGCUGCUAUAUUUCUAUUCUACCUGAUGUCUUUCAGUUGACUAUGAUUUUUCUAAUUUAAUUGUCAUUUUUGGUUUGCUUUU